AUGGCUAAACAAAACAUCUCAAACCAAAGCGACAGAGGCGUACACAAGAGCGCGCAACGACCGUCGUGCUUUAGCUCUUUCAGCUCUACAUCGAGCAUCACAUUCAAAAUUAGGCAUAGCGUAGUGGCCUUCCAGGAAAAGAUACGAUCAUUAGAUAGUAGGCGAAUACAGCAGAAGCACCAGCAGGCAGCCGUCCCCUGCUCCAAGCUCCUUACCCUCCCAUUCGAAAUUCGUCUUAUGAUAUACGACUACGUUUUUACUGCACGCGAUGCUACCUACUCUGAUAUCCGUCUUGUUUCUUCCCAGAAUAUCUAUCCAAAUGUGUUCUGGAAUGCCAAGAUGCCACGCGGAUAUUAUAUCAAAGGUCAUCCUUGUAUAGGCGAGGAAAUGCUCGAGUUUACAAGAGCUUCCUCAGGCUUAGCUGCUCUAAACACCGAAGGUAUUGCGAUUGGCAAACGACACGAGGACGUAGAUAUACUAUACCAAGAGGCCCAGCUUGGGGUAAUGGCUUUGAUGCUGACCUGUCGUGCGCUAUACCACGAGAUGCUUGACAUUUUCUACGCGCACCGGACCUGGCAGUUCAACGACCUUGACACUCUCGUCAUUGCUGCGGAACAUAUCCCGAUGCGACAUUUUAACAAUAUCCGCUCUCUAUACCUUAACGCAAGCCACCUCCCUCGAUAUGCAGAUUUUACAGGCUACAUUUGGGGCUUACCCCGCGAGUAUCAACAAAGGUUUAGACACUUGGCUCCUCCCUCAAGGUCGCUGAUAUCGCGCAUAUCGCGUGCUAUCGAUACCAGAUUGGUUGACACCGGAGACAUUCGCAAAUGGCAGGCAGUCUGUGAUAUAAUAGCUCGGAUGGAGUCGCUUAAGAAACUGCGAAUAACCUUGUGUGAGCAAGCUUUCAUUGUGGUAUUAGAGAGCAGACGACCAAGUGUACAAAUCACGAAGGAGUCAUUCGUGUUCGCUCCGUUGACUGAGAUUGGGAAGAGAAGAGACCUAGAGGUAUUCGAGGUCCAGGUUGACUGGCCUGUCGGCGAUGACGAUGCGUGGUCUGACGAAGCAGAGAAGGGGUUUAAUUUGAUCAGGCUUGCCGGGGAGUCGCAUCCAGGACUGCAAUAA
Alternaria arborescens is the source of this 1122-nucleotide messenger RNA. RefSeq lists its product as hypothetical. The coding region runs from base 1 to 1122 and encodes 373 amino acids. The transcript is spliced from 3 exons. The record is from RefSeq and is a predicted model, not a curated record. Lineage: Eukaryota; Fungi; Ascomycota; Dothideomycetes; Pleosporales; Pleosporaceae.